Molecule: messenger RNA, 1766 nt
Organism: Balaenoptera ricei (Rice's whale)
Lineage: Eukaryota; Metazoa; Chordata; Mammalia; Artiodactyla; Balaenopteridae
Gene: CIRSR
Product: corepressor interacting with RBPJ, CIR1
Exons: 10
Coding region: 94-1440 (448 amino acids)
Biological process (GO): negative regulation of DNA-templated transcription
Cellular component (GO): nucleus
Molecular function (GO): transcription corepressor activity
Source: RefSeq, a predicted model, not a curated record
UCUGCCACGGCAGGCGUAGUUCCGGUUAGGCGGCAGAGUUUGUUUACGUUGCUCUCAGAUCUAGCGGCUGCCUUCCCCAGCUCAGGCUCCAAAAUGGGAAAAUCCUUCGCCAAUUUCAUGUGCAAGAAGGACUUUCAUCCUGCCUCCAAAUCCAACAUCAAAAAAGUAUGGAUGGCAGAACAGAAAAUAUCAUAUGAUAAGAAGAAACAAGAAGAAUUAAUGCAACAAUAUCUUAAAGAACAAGAAUCAUAUGAUAAUAGAUUGCUUAUGGGAGAUGAACGUGUAAAGAAUGGCCUUAAUUUCAUGUAUGAGGCUCCACCAGGGGCUAAAAAAGAAAACAAAGAGAAAGAAGAAACAGAAGGAGAGACCGAAUACAAAUUUGAAUGGCAAAAAGGGGCCCCACGAGAAAAAUAUGCCAAAGAUGACAUGAACAUCAGAGAUCAGCCCUUUGGUAUUCAGGUUCGAAAUGUGAGGUGCAUUAAAUGUCACAAAUGGGGUCAUGUCAAUACAGAUCGAGAAUGUCCUUUGUUUGGUCUUUCUGGAAUUAAUGCAAGUUCAGUUCCCACUGAUGGCUCAGGACCAUCGAUGCACCCCUCAGAGCUAAUAGCGGAGAUGAGAAACAGUGGGUUUGCACUGAAACGAAACGUACUGGGGAGAAACUUGACCGCAAAUGAUCCAUCACAGGAAUAUGUUGCAAGUGAGGGUGAAGAAGAUCCAGAAGUCGAAUUUUUAAAGUCACUAACAACCAAACAAAAACAGAAACUUCUCAGGAAAUUGGAUCGACUUGAGAAGAAAAAAAAGAAAAGGAGAAAAGAUAGAAAAAAGAAAAAGCUUCAGAAGAGCAGAAGUAAACACAAAAAACAUAAAAACAAAUCCUCCUCCUCUUCGUCUUCCUCCUCUGGUGACACUUCAGAAAGCAGCAGUGAGAGUGACAACAAAGAAAAAAAAAUACAGAAGAAGAAAAGAAAGAAAAACAAGCCUUCAGGGAAUUACAACAGUGGUUCUGAAGAGACGGACAAGUCUAAGAAGAGAAAACUUGAUGAAGAACGUUGUAGCAGUCACAGUAACAAGGAAAAGCCUAGGUUUUUAAAACAAGAGAGUUCUGGGGAGAAGAGCAAAUGGAGACAUUCUGAUUCUGACAGAAAGCCCAGAAACCAUAACCAGAGUCCAGAGGAGAGUGGAUCUGGAAGAAAUGAGAGGAGCAGCAGGAGCCAGAGCAGGGACGAGAGGAGUAGGAGAAGCCGAAGCAGAAGUCAUGGUGGUUACAAGCCAAGAGAAAUGAGAAAACGGCCACGGCGAAGUCCCAGUGAAGAGCGGGACAGGAGAAACGACACCAGAAGCCAUGGCACAGAUAGAUACAGAGGAGGGAAAAUGCACGGAGCAUUAUCAGGAGAUAGGCAUACUAGAGUGAUGCAAAGAGAAUGGAGAAGUAGAGAAUAAAGAGAGACUUGUAUGUGACUUGUACCUGGAAAUAAAAAUAUCUCCACUUUCUUCUUGAAUACCUUUAGCAAGGGCUAAAUUAUGUACUAUUGUCUUUCUAAUAAAAAAGCUCUAUUUUAAUUUUUCAUCUCUGUAAACUGUUAUAUCAAGUACAAAACUACAUGAAUCCCAUAAGAAUGAACUUGGCAAAUAUUUGUAAGUGAUCUGUUUUGGGGCUGUAAAAAUAUUUUCUGUUCUUUAAUGUUUCCUGUGCCCUAUACUAAAACAAAAACCCCAUGUAACCAUGUGACAUUUUCUUUGUUCUGAAACAUCAUUAAAAGAAUGAC